CAGAGGGCUCGUCCGAGACAGGAAAGUUCUGCGUGAAAAAGAGUCAGUGUUUGACCGAUUGACGAAAAUGAGUGAAUCCAUCACUCGCACCGUUCUUAAGAAAAGAUGCUCAAACAAAGUUGUGAGGCGAGAACGUGUUUACGACCAUUUGUACGAUCCACUUUACACGGUGUCAUCAGAGGUGGACCACGUCAGGUCCGGAAUGAAGGCCUACAUGUCAAAGGAGCGACUGCGGAGAGUUCCUGAGUUUGGCUCAAUGUUCAGUAACUUGGUCCACCACCCAUCCUACACUGUUCAGCUGGAGCCUGCAGACCCUGUACCGCCAUCUAUUGACCGUCGCUGGCGAGGCCACACAGAGCAGCGCAGAGAGGCCCUGCAGCAGCUGGCUGGGGUCGGUCCACAUCCUCCUGCGUGGUCCAAAGGGAAGGAGUGUGAUGUGACUGGAGUAGAUCGGUGGAGAUACUUUAAACGCCCUUUAAUUCCCUCUGCACAGCAGCUUCUCCCUGGUGUGAUUUUUGCUUUGCCAAAAGAAGACUUUGUCACAGCCGAUGGGAAAGAUGUCAAACAGCAGACACAUUUCACAGUGGGGGUCCAGACAGACUACAGGGAGAGUGAGGCACAGACAGACCCAUACAGCCCCGAGUAUGUGAUACGACCUGGGAUGACCCCACCAGAGCUCCUGCACCUGGCAUCUUUGACAUGGGGUCGUGGUCUGCCUGCUGGCCUAGCAGAGGUGCAGCUGAUCGAGCGUGUACGUACCAGACGAGCCUGGGAGGCCAGCCUUCCUCCACUGGGUGACCCGAGUCAGCUGGACAAGAGGAGGCGUAUGAUGGAGGAGAUGGAGGCUAAAGAGUGGGCUUUCAGAGAAGAAGAAAUCCACAAACUGAAGGAGACCCGUCUUGCAGUGCUGAAGGACCUGCUGAGGCAGAGGGACGAGGUCCAGAAAGAGGCCACAAAGGACAGACUGAGCCAAAUAUAUUUAAAGCAUCAAAAAGUCAAGGAGACGAAGCUGCAGAAGAUCCGCGAUGACUACAACAGGUCCCUGAGGAAACUGGAGGCUACGAGGAGGAGUGUGUUGGGGAAGCCAGAGCGACGUGUCAAAGACUACACAGACACACAGACCUACAGGGGCACGUUUACCAGGAGCGUCCAAAGCCACUACUUAGACACCUACGAAGGCUUGUUGGAGCUGGAGGCCGGAAUGUCUGACUCCAGCUUCAACCACCGUGCGAAGAAACCUAAACCCAGAGUUAGCACCGCCAAGGAUGCGACCAUGUCGCCUGUGAAUGGAGCAGUGACACUGAUGAACACAUACAAGGCUCUGAGGGCGGAGGAGAACAAGCGAGUGACACCACCGUCACGUUUUCUCAUCAAGAAGGAGAAGCCUGUCCCUCGUCCGCUCACUCCCAGAGUGGACGAGCCACCAGAGGGGGAGGAGGAGAUGGAGCUGGCGGUCAUUCACCUCCAGAAACUACUGAGAGGAAGAAGUAUCCAGUGUGAGAUGUUUACGGGGAAGGAGAACCACAUGGAGCUUAUCCAGGAACUGAGAAGCACCCACGCUCUGCAGACGGAAGAGCAGGAGCUACUGAACGCCGACAAAGACCUUGUAAUUGCUCUGAAAAAGCAGAGAGACAAACAUCUACACAAGAUCUCUGAGGAGGAGGCGUCCCAGGCCGGAGCAGUAGGUGCGGAGCUCGAACACCUGUUUGACACUUUGUCCAAGGAGCUGAUACGUCUGCGGGAAGAGCGCAGGAUCCACGCGUUUACAAUACUCGCCGAGAGAGACCGUCGCCUUCGAGAAGCCGAGGAGAGCGGCCGGAGACAGGUGGAGGAGCAAAGACGCAGGGAGGAGGACGAGGUCUUCAGACAAGUGGUGCAGGUCCACCAGGAAACAGUGGAUUUGUAUUUGGAGGACAUUAUCCUGGCGUGCAUGGAGCAGACAGCUGACCAGCAGGCCAGAGAGGAGAUCCACAGGAAGGCGAAAGAGGUUAACGACAUCGCUUACGCCGUGGAGGAGAGCCGGAACAACCUGCAGUCUGAGGAGAUCGUGUCAGAGUUGGUGUACAGUUUCCUAAUCCCAGAGGUGGAGAAGAUCAGUGUCAGAAAACAAGUGCAAUUCAGGCAGCAAAGACACUUGCAGGCAGCUCGGAGCAUCAUUAAUGGGACAGCAUUGGAUUCUGGGAUACGUCCUGCCACCCCAAGGGCCUCGCAGUUGACCUGUCCGUCUGAAAAGGCCUCCAACCGAGUCCAUGAAGAGAGAACCAGCCAAGUCGAAGCAGAGCAGCAACUCAAUCAAACACAGUGACAAACAGGUCUAAAAGUACAGGAUGAGAUGCAGUGGGACUACAUUUGUUCUCCUAAUUAAAGUUGUUUUCAUCAGGGAUUAUAUUUCAUAAUUUUCUUCUUUUUUAACCUCGAAGUAUCUAUUGUUCCUGCCUUGUCUGUAGCUCCUGCUCUGUGACCCUGCAG
Molecule: messenger RNA, 2469 nt
Organism: Solea solea (common sole)
Lineage: Eukaryota; Metazoa; Chordata; Actinopteri; Pleuronectiformes; Soleidae
Gene: cfap91
Product: cilia and flagella associated protein 91
Exons: 17
Coding region: 68-2305 (745 amino acids)
Source: RefSeq, a predicted model, not a curated record